Messenger RNA from Triticum dicoccoides, 2145 nucleotides. RefSeq lists its product as uncharacterized. The record is from RefSeq and is a predicted model, not a curated record. Gene Ontology annotation, cellular component: plastid. NCBI's taxonomy places the organism in Eukaryota, Viridiplantae, Streptophyta, Magnoliopsida, Poales, Poaceae. The transcript has 12 exons. The coding region runs from base 212 to 1801 and encodes 529 amino acids.
AGCAGAUCACCAACCAACGCCCAGAUUCGAAUUGAAUUCUUCCGGAAGCGUCUCUCCCCUUGUCGUCAGUGGUCUCGGCGUGCGGGCCGACGGACCAACCCAAGCUCCCUCCCCUCUCACAGCAGGCGCCAAUAAUCCCAACCCCAACCCCCAAGCCAGAGAUAACAACCCCAGCGAGUCGGCGGCAACCCUCCUUCCCGCACCGGUGGAGAUGGGCGCCCCCUCGUACCGGCUCGCGGCGGCGGUCACGGGCCCCUCGGGCGCCGAGGCCGAGUUCCUCCUCGUCCGGCAGCUGCCCCCGCCGUCCCCGCCCGGGGGCGAGGAGGAGGGGGAGUACGGGCGCUACGUCGACAGCGACCUCUACGACCUCCCGUCGGCGCCGCUGCGGCGCCUCGCGGAGGGGAAGCCGGCCCGGCCGGGCGUCGCCGUCGCCGGCGCGGAGGCGGACGGCUCCCUCGACCUCUCGCGCCUCGACGUCCCCGCCGCCCUCGAUCAGAUUUUGAGCCAAUUGGGCCUGACGAAUGCAAUGUGCGGGGAGUGGAGGCUCCUCAAGCAUAUUGUGGAAGCAGAGUUUGGCCCGGACGCGGGCGUCAACACGGUGCUCGUCAUCACGCCGCUCGAGUCGAAACCGGAGGCAUUGCAAGACUCCUGUAAAUGGAUGACCAAGGAGGGUGCUCGGGAAUUGCUUUCUGACGUGAAAACCGGUGAUACUCGAAUUGGGCCCUAUGUGCACGCUGGAUUUGUGAAAUCGGAGCUAUCGUCAAAUUGUACCACUGACUCCACAUUGGUCUCCCAGGAGUACCCUCCUGGAAUAACCCUUGUACCAAUGAAGAGUAGUACCUUACGGCCAUUUCGUACGACUAAUCUCGUGGUAAUACAAGCAACCAGUGGUACAUGCGGAUCGAAGCGCCCUGAUUAUUUUGCUUGUGGUGAUGCUUUACUGAUAGAUCCUGGAUGUUGCUCACAGGUUCAUACAGAGCUUGCAGAUCUUGUCAAUUCCCUUCCAAAGAAGUUAUUGGUCCUUGUUACACAUCAUCAUAAUGAUCAUGUUGAGGGUCUUUCGGUUGUUCAGAGAUGCAAUCCUGAUGCUGUUCUUUUGACACAUGAAAACACGAUGAAGCGCAUAGGGAAAGGGAACUGGUCAACCGGCUAUACUGCUGUGACUGGUGGUGAAAGCAUAUGCAUAGGUGACCAAGAACUGCAAGUCAUUUUUGCUCCUGGUCAUACAGAUGGUCAUAUGGGGCUUCUCCAUGUCAAUACCAAUGCACUAAUUGUCGGAGAUCAUUGCGUAGGGCAUGGAAGUGCAAUAUUGGACAAUAGAGCUGGUGGCAACAUGAAGGACUACUUCCAAACCACAUACAAAUUCUUGGAGAUAUCGCCACACGUGCUAAUUCCAAUGCAUGGAAGAAUCAACCUAUGGCCCAAGCAUAUGCUUUGUGGAUAUCUCAAGAAUCGAAAGGCUAGAGAAGCCUCCAUUCUGCAAUCCAUAGAGAAUGGUGCUCAAACUUUGUUUGAUAUAGUUUCAAAGACUUACUGUGAUGUAGACAGGAAAUUAUGGAUUCCUGCGUCCUUUAAUGUUCGCCUUCAUGUUGAUCAUCUGAACUCUCAACAGAAACUUCCCAAGGACUUCUCAACGGAAAAGUUUGAAUCGAGCUGCGGAGCACAUUUCAUAUUUCGGUGGGGCGUGGCGUAUGCCCAAGCCAGGAGCUCACCCGCCCUCAUCAUCGCGGCAAGUGCCCUCGCCGCUGGUGGUCUGGCAAUUGUGUAUGCCCUCAGAAGGAGCAACGUCAACCAGCCCUAGGAUUCUUCUCCGAGACCCGGCAAUCCCCAUCCGCGUACACGCGUCUGUCGACCUACGAUCGUGCUGUGAGUCAGACUGUAAACUCCCAAGAUUGUUCGUAAUUGCACAUUUGUGAACUUUGCUCCGUAUACACACAACGCAAGGGAGAAGCUCCCGGUGCUACGUUGGGUUCCUCCUAAUCCACAGGUACUUUCGACCUAGAGAUCCAUGUGUAGGUUAAUCGAAUACAGAGACUUUUGACUUUGUUCUAAAAUAAAACCCGCACUGACCUGGGUCUAGGUUUCAGCUGUCGGCCCAGUUGCCAAUUUGUGAGAAGACCAGGAGUGGCCAUGUUUACAAUUGUA